Molecule: messenger RNA, 906 nt
Organism: Drosophila rhopaloa
Lineage: Eukaryota; Metazoa; Arthropoda; Insecta; Diptera; Drosophilidae
Product: adenylyl cyclase X E-like
Exons: 1
Coding region: 152-727 (191 amino acids)
Biological process (GO): adenylate cyclase-activating G protein-coupled receptor signaling pathway; cAMP biosynthetic process
Molecular function (GO): adenylate cyclase activity
Source: RefSeq, a predicted model, not a curated record
GGCGUAUAUUGUGGUAUUUAUUGGCAAGUCUGAUAAUAUAAAUACAGUAAUAUUUACAUUUUCGACUGUGUUUAGAUAUAGCACAGAACACAUAAUUUUUACUAGCACCACAGGCCUCAUUAAUUCCUCGUACGACGUCUUUGUGCUCUGCAUGAUUUACAUGUUUUGCCCGAUUCCCUCUAUCAGGGGAGCUGCGCUACUGGCCAUCUCAUUCAGCAUUGUGUACGUGGUCUACUUCCUGCACUUUAUAGCGUUUCACCAAAAUAACAGCGUGCGAAAUAUUCAUGGCUUCGAUAUGAUAUCCGUCGACAUAUUCCACUACCUGGGCUUUAACAUGAUGAGCAUAUUCUUCCGCAUCGUGAACGACACCAUGGUGCGCUUCUCCUUUUUGGACCGACACCAGUUCAUCAAGGAAGAGUUGUGGCUUCGCCAUGCCAUGCGACAGGAAUCGAUGCUUGUGGACAGCAUCCUGCCGCCUCAGAUUGCGAAGCCCAUCAAGAGUAGCAUCAAGAACAGGAUCAUGCAAGCCGAAACUGAAUUCGAACGCGUUAGCAUGGGUGUUUCGCGAAGGUCGGAGAACUUCAUGGCCAUCCAGAUUCAUCCCGACGUCAGUAUCCUCUACGCCGACGUGGUGAACUACACCCACCUGACCUUGACCCUGACUGUGAAGUUGGUGAAGGUGCUGGACGAUUGCUGCUGUUGGCAAUUGGUUCCAGCUGUAAGUUAAUCCUCCGAGACUCAGGGCGGAACGGGGCUUGGAUAUCGUCAUGUGCAUAGGGGACCAUUCGGGGACUUUGCUUGGAGGUGUCAUGGGAGAGGCCAAGCUGCAGUUCGGCAUUUGGUCUACGCCAUUACUCGGGUGCAGUCCCAAUCUAAUCAAUGAGUUUUCCGGUACUGAUGACCACA